UUGAUAUUUAAUAGUGUUGGGAAAAAAUGCGAGCAAUUAGGGGAAGGGGCUGGUGAAUUUUGCUUUUAUGGUUGUGCCCGAUCUAUUUUGCCUUGGGAGUUGGCGUCCGCCUUACCUUUGUGCGUGUGUGGACUGUGUGCACAUGCAUGGUGUCCCUGAUUCGGUAUGGUGGACAACACGGAGUCUGUGACCAGCAGUACGGCGCCCAUGCCUGGCUUGUUGACGGGAGAAGGAUUAAAUCUGGUUCUGGCUGGAAGCUCUCAGCUCCACCAUCAGGGAAUGAAGCUGGAGGCUGUGAUGGAACAUUUGCAGAGACAGCAACAGGCUCGUUUAGAGAUGGAGGGAAGGGAGAGGAAGGACCGAGGGCUCCGGGAAGCCCACAUUUUCUACACUCAGCAGUUUGCUGCUCAGCAAGCUGUGCUGGCCCCUUCCUCCCGGUCGUCCCCGGCAACCCUGGGCAGCAGAACCUUGGCUGCCGGGCCCAGCCUCCCGCGGGUGACCGAUAAGAACAGCAUGGAUUCUGAUCCCGAAGACGACGCCUUUGAGGUCGAGGACCCGGGCAGUGAAAUGGAGGAUGAGGGGAUGGCACGAGGAGGCCAUGAGGAUGAGGAUGAUGAAGAAGAGGAGGAGGAGGAGGACGAGGAGGAGGAAUAUCUCAGGAAACAGUCAGCCCCAGCUGUGCCGCCUCAGAGGCUACCCCCUGCCCACCGCCCGUCUGGACAAUCCCAGCAACCAGGAAGCACUCAGUCUAUUUCGCCAAGUCAAGCACAUUCAAAGUCGCCCCCUGGCCACCACGAGUGGGGUUACGAAGAACAGUUCAAACAGAUGCAACCUUCUGAUUGGAUGGCAAAUGACCAAUCAGAGUCAGGGGGAAAAAACUCUUUCCGAACAGCCAAUGUGACAGUUCCCCACAUUCCUGGCACUAUUAAGCAGAAUGGGAGUCUGGCCUGGAAUGAUGAUGGUGAUGGUGGAAGAGCAAGAGAGGCUGCCAAAGACUUCGCCAAGCUCUACGAACUGGACAACGAUCCCAAGCGGAAAGAGUUCCUGGAUGAUUUAUUCGUUUUUAUGCAGAAGAGAGGAACCCCAGUGAACCGAAUCCCAAUCAUGGCGAAGCAAGUGUUAGACCUGUACAUGUUGUACAAACUGGUCACAGAGAAGGGCGGACUGGUGGAAGUUAUCAACAAGAAGAUCUGGCGGGAAAUCACGAAGGGUCUCAACCUACCUACCUCAAUUACCAGUGCAGCCUUUACACUCAGGACACAAUACAUGAAAUACCUCUACCCAUAUGAAUGUGAAAAGCAAUCACUCAGCUCACCUGCAGAGCUCCAGGCUGCAAUUGACAGCAACAGGCGCGAGGGCAGGAGGCCGAGCUACAGCUCAGCUCUCUUCGGCUACUCGCCCAGCUCGGGCCCUAGCCUUCUGUCCUCUCCCAAGGUCCACCUGUCAUCCAUGAACGUCCCAGCCAGCAAUGGUACUCAUCUCUCUCCAGGACAGAUCAUCAAGAAAGAGGAUGCCACAGCUACCUGCUCCCUCACCCCGAGCCGCGUCCACAUCCCGUUGGCUCUGGGAGGCCACCAUUCCGCCGCACAGGCCAUCACCCUGGAGCAGCUGAGGGAGAAGCUGGAGAGCGGGGAGCCCCCGGAGAAGAAGCUGGCACGGUACUCAGAGGAGCAGCAGCGCCUGAUGCAGCAGGCCCUGCAGCAGAACCUGUUCGCCAUGGCAACCCACAUGCCCAUGAGCAUCAAAAUCAACGGGAAAGAUGAUCGACAGGAGCUGGCCUUGAACUUGUCAACAAAUGGCAUCAGCAGCAUUAACAUGUCUAUUGAGAUUAACGGCACUCUCUACACAGGAGUCCUGUUCGCCCAGCGACCCACCGUCCACGUAAUUGCUGGGCCCAGCAGUAGUACUCCUGCCUCGCAGAGUACGACCAGUCCUACCUCCGUCAAGGGCCCUGCCUCGGCUGAGCCCUCCACCAGCGGCUCCCCCUGAGGGCGGGCGCCCAAUCGCUGCAUCAGGAAAAGGACUCGUCUCGAUUGUAUUUUUCUAAAAUCUUAAAAAGGCAGGGAAUUUAAGAAAGAAAUUGAGAAUUGCAAAAACAAAAGAGAAAAAAAAAGAAAAACCAAGCCAGUAAAUGAUUGCACAGAUCUUUCCAACUCAAGGAACCUACAAGACUAUUAAUUUUAGAAUAUAUUGCCCAUCUCCUGGGAGGGGCUGUCAAAACCUGGUGUUGCCUUCGGGGUCAGAGGGCAAGAGUUAAUUGGACCUGGGUGUGCAGAUGUAACUUCCUGACCUCAGACUUGUAAAACCAUUGUCAGUUCCUCGGCCUGCUUUUCUAAUGGGAACAGCUUGUGCCAAUUUGUCACUCUGCUCCUGAAUCCAUAGGUUGUGGUUGGGCCACAAUGCCAGCACUGGUGGGAAGCUGUAAGUGCAGCGUGGCACACGUACAUAGGCUGUCCCCUUAAUAAAGAACUGAUAAUGGUAACAGCUGACUGGAAAUGCGUGCACACUCAAGAAUUUUAAUAUAUUAUUAUAUAAAUAUGCAGCCCAGCGAUGAGAGUGAUUCACAAUGUGACAGUCUAACCUUUGUUGGCUACAGAUUCAGAUAGGAGGCAGUCCCAGGUGAGAAUGAGUCUCAUUAGCUAUGAUCAACUCCUUAAGAACUGUGAGUAGCGGCAAGUUUUUUGUGUGCUUAUAAUAUAUUCUUUGUGAUGGGAGUCACCUUGAGGACACAAGAGAUGGAAAAUGCUAGAAUCUGGAGCAACAAGCAACCUGCUGGAGGAACUCAGCAGGUCGGACAUCGUCCAAGGGAGGAGACGAGUCCGCAGUGACCGGAAACGUCGACAGCUUCUUUCUCCUCACAGAUGCUGCUCAACCUGCUGAGUUCCUCCAGCAGAUUGUUACUUUGAGGGUGAUGGUUUAAGAACACCAACUCUUAAAGGGUGUUGUGCCUUGGCUGGGGGUGGGGAGGGGCUGUGGGCUUCAGUGCCCCACAGUUACCGGGGACAGUCUAGCUCCCCGGCUUCCGACUGCAGCUCAGUGCAUGGUGCUUUUGCUUCUGAGUUAUAACUGCAAGCCCCACCCCAGAGGCUUCGGUAGAAAAGUCUAGGUGGGCGUCCCAGUGCGGUACCCAGGGACGGCUGCUCUAUCAACAGUGCAGUCUUUCAACCAAGGCCCUGUCAGUUGGUCAGCGAAGAUCCCAGGACCUUAUUCUGAUGAGAAGGGGGAGGGCGGGGUGCUUCCUGGUUCCCUGGCCCACACGUGUCCCGGUCAGCCGAACAGAUAAUCUGGCCACCAUCACACAGACCGUCAUGGGAGCUAGUUGUGCAUAAAAAUGGCCGCUGAGCUUCUAGCGUUACAGGGUCAUGGAAAUCAAGGCCUUUGGUGCCCACUACAUUAGGGAUCAGAAAGAGGACCAGCGCUGACAGACUUCAUCCCCUUCCCGGACUAGCCCUCCUUGUGGCAGGAGGAGUGUGUGAGGCCUACAGGCCAGCUAUGGAUCCCCCAUGGAUACAGGCACCUAUCUGCCCAGAAUCAUCUGAACCAGUGCACUUAAUGCUGAUCUAAUGCAGGAGUUACGGUGUGUUUUUUUAAAAGUUUAUUUUUACUGGGUUGGGGUGCAGAGGAGCGGAGAAGUUUGAUGAGCCGAGAGAGAGUAUGUUUGAAUCGAAUUGUAGGGGAUAUCCCAUCAAGUGAGUAUUGGAGUCAGAGAUGCAGGGGUGAAAUAUGUACUUGGAGUGUGUACGGUGAAAGUGUUGUGAGACCCCCCCCCCCCCAACUUCCCCAACUUCCCUUAUUUUAAUCAUGAUGUGGCACUUAUUGUUAAAAAAAAAAGUUGCAUUCUGCAGUAAUUCCUGCUAUUGGAGUGAUCUCAGUUUGGGGUGGGGCAGUAACGUGAUCCCUAGCAGCAGACCCUGAGUUAGACAGUCCGAGUUCAUGAGGAUCCAGGGUGGGGUCUCAACACUGACCACCAUGGCAACAUUUUGCAGGGAGACAGCUCAAGGAAAAUAAUCUCAAUCCAGGCUGGAGUCAGAUAUCAAAAGUAACUAACACAGUUAAUAAUGCGCAUUAAAUUCCUCUCCCAAUUGCAUCCUUGGUUCAGGUUUGGAGUCCAUAGGAUUGACCAAUGGAAGGGACUGGUCAGUAAUUUCCACCAAUUGAUUCCCUAUUCUUGAACUUAAACCUGUUAGAGUUACCUUCCACUACCCCCACUAGCUGAGAGAGCCCCAAUAGAUAUUGACUGAAUGUCUAUAUGAUUCACUAAUGCACUUCAAAAGUAGUUGAUUGGUUGCAAGGUGCUUUGACACACCCUGAAGUUGUGAAAGGUGCUACCAAAACGCAG
Molecule: messenger RNA, 4339 nt
Organism: Hypanus sabinus (Atlantic stingray)
Lineage: Eukaryota; Metazoa; Chordata; Chondrichthyes; Myliobatiformes; Dasyatidae
Product: AT-rich interactive domain-containing protein 3A-like
Exons: 10
Coding region: 166-1989 (607 amino acids)
Biological process (GO): regulation of transcription by RNA polymerase II
Cellular component (GO): nucleus
Molecular function (GO): DNA binding
Source: RefSeq, a predicted model, not a curated record